UACCAAUUGUUCACGAAUCAUUAUAGAUGGCGGCAUGCUUGAGAGCGGAGAGUCACUGGGAGGAUCAUUCUUAUGCACGCUUCAUUGAAGCCUACAAAAGGCAAUUUGCUGAGCAGAUUUAGGGUGCAAAUUAAUGCAGGAAUUUUCAUCAUUAAAGAGAAGAUGCAGAAGGAAGGAGGCUGAGAAGUGUAUCUGUGUUGUUGCAACGAGGAUGGAUGAGAAUGUCAACCACACAGAAUUGAGCAGCAUAGUUGGGACCCUAGACCUCAACAUAAGACAAUUUUACUGUGGAGAUACAAUUCUUGGAGAGCAUGUGAAGUCACCUGCUUUCUCCAAUAUUUAUGGAUUGGAUCAAACAAGAUAUGUAUAUGUAGCAAACUUGUGUGUCGCCAAGAAUGCUCGCCGCGAAGGAAUUGCAACAAACUUGUUGUCAUUGGCUGUUGAUGCAGCUAAAUUACAUGGCAUCAACCAGAUAUAUGUACAUGUAAACAAGGAUAACAUUGCAGCUCGAAGGUUAUAUGAUCAAAUAGGAUUUCAGAUGGUGCAAACUUCUGUUCCUCGUUUGCUGGUGGACGACAAGUAUUUACUGUGCUUGAAGAUUUAAGCUUCCUUUCCUUCCCUCCAUUGCGUUGUAAAGGUCAGUAAUAGCUGUCAAAGAUCAACACUCUUAGUGUACUUGAGAUCAUUAGAUUUUGGUUAAUGUUUUCUUAGUCGUCAUAUUUUCUCUGGAAAAUUUUACUUUGAUCCUUAUGUUUUCGAAAUGCUUAUUAGAAUAUGGAAGUCUUACCUUGCAAUCCAAACUUUUCUUUCAGUUUGCACCUUAAGUUAAAUGGCAUUCC
Molecule: messenger RNA, 839 nt
Organism: Zingiber officinale
Lineage: Eukaryota; Viridiplantae; Streptophyta; Magnoliopsida; Zingiberales; Zingiberaceae
Exons: 7
Coding region: 134-604 (156 amino acids)
Molecular function (GO): acyltransferase activity, transferring groups other than amino-acyl groups
Source: RefSeq, a predicted model, not a curated record